AUGCAAUAAGAGAAAGGAAGGAUUUAUUAUGGAAGAUUUGUACAAAAAGAGAAAUUAAACCAAGGUAUUAACAAUGUUUGAUAGAAAAGGGUCUUUCGGAGUUGUUUAUAUUUGCCAUGAUAAAGUUACUAGAGAUUAUGUAGCCAUUAAAGUCGAAAAAGAAAACAGUGAUUUAAUGAGCUUAGAGAGAGAAAUAUAAAUUAUAGAAGAAUUGAGAGGAAUUGUUGGUGAACAUAUAUUAUUAAUCUUCAGGAGUUCCAAAACUCUAUUGGUAUGGAAAUGAAUAUAAUUCAAAUUGUAUGGCAAUGCAAUUACUUGGAAAAGACUUAGCACACUUUUUAAAAAGAUAUAGAAAACUAUCACUAAAAACAAUUUGUAACUUAGCAGAAUAACUGCUCACUAUCAUAGAAGAAGUUCAUAAAAGGUUUAUAUAUUCUUCUAUAAAAGAGGUGUUAUCCAUCGAGAUAUUAAACCAGAAAACAUUCUCAUGGGAAGAGGAAAUGAUUCUCAAUAAGUUUAUCUAGUCGAUUAUGGUAUAUCAAAAAAAUACCGUACCAAUGGCUAACAUAUGUAAAUACGUUCAUUAAUAUAUUAGAUAAUUUUAAGAAAACAAGCCUUUUAUGGGAACUACUCGUUAUGCUAGCAUCUCAGCUCAUAAAGGAUAUGAAUUAUCAAGAAGAGACGAUUUAGAAAGUCUAGGAUAUGUGUUCAUUUACUUAUUAAAAGGUAUUCUCUCUAGAUAAUCAUUUAGGAAUUUUACCAUGGUAAAAUAUUACAUCCUCCUCAGAUAGAGAAAAAACUAAGUUAGUUGGAAAACUCAAAAUGGAAAUAGAAAUGAGAGAAUUAUGUAAGGGACUUCCAACAGAAUUUUAAAGAUAUAUGGAUUAUGUAUAGAAAUUGAAAUUUGCAGCUACCCCAGAUUAUAAAUAUUUAUUUAGUUUAUUCUAAAAGAUUGCAUAACAAAAUGGAAUCAAUUUUGAUAGAAAAUUUGAUUGGAAUGAUAAUUAAACUAGUUCUACUAAAUCUUCAGAUUAAGCUUAAUAAUCUUUUAAUGAUAUUGAUGUUUCUAACUUACAAAGUGAUUAUCUAAAAAUACCUGAUUUAAAAAAAAGUGAAAAAAGAAAGUCAUUUUAAAUAGAAUAAUAUAGUUCUUAAUAAUCAUCUGUUGUGUUAAAUUAUGUACCUUCAGUAGUAUCUAAAAUUAAUAGCAGACUGAAAGAUAGUAACUGUCAAAGAUCUCGCCAAAACUCAAAAAAGUCUCUCUCAAGAGAAUCUUCUCUAGUUAGAUAACCAAUUGGCCAAAGGUUGUAAGGAUAAAUCUUUUAAAAUGGUGAAUUUAGAGAUUUGGAAGAUAGAGGAGAUAAGUAAUAUCAGGAUGAAGUAAAAAACAAUCAAAAAAAAAAAGCCAGUAAAUUCAAUGAUUUUGAUGACUUCGAUGAUUUUGAUGAUCAAUUAAAUGAUGAUGUUGGAAUCUAAACAAAUCUGAAAUAGGUAGGAGUAAUCAAAGUUCACUUUAAAGAACAUCUAUCAAAGUAAUGA
Molecule: messenger RNA, 1539 nt
Organism: Paramecium octaurelia
Lineage: Eukaryota; Ciliophora; Oligohymenophorea; Peniculida; Parameciidae
Source: the annotation of a GenBank genome assembly